This is a messenger RNA of Pseudocercospora fijiensis CIRAD86, 654 nucleotides long. RefSeq lists its product as uncharacterized. The transcript has a single exon. Bases 1 to 654 code for a protein of 217 amino acids. The record is from RefSeq and is a predicted model, not a curated record. NCBI's taxonomy places the organism in Eukaryota, Fungi, Ascomycota, Dothideomycetes, Mycosphaerellales, Mycosphaerellaceae.
AUGGACUCCUCACCACUCGCCAAGCUGUCGGCGGAGCUGCGCAACGAAAUAUAUGAGCUCGCGCUUUCAUUCGAGGACACCAUCACCGUCACCGGAACUUCAGCCUCUAGUGACCUCGAGUGCUCUAUCGGUCACCCCACUGCACUUAUCCAAACAUGUCGCCAGAUCCGCUCGGAAGCGACCAGGAUGUUCUACGCGAACAACACUUUCCACAUCGGUGGAUCAGGCUCAAGUGACAGUGUCGAGGUCACCGACGCCUUUUCAGUCCUUCAGCGCUUCUCUCACACCAUCGGCCUCCACAACAGCAAAGCCAUCAAGCGUAUCAGCGUGGAAGUGGUUUAUCAUCAGCGGAUGCAUUUUCCACUCGAACCGUCAGCGAUGGAGAACAUCAAUGCUCAGAUCAAGUCGAUGCGUCACGCCGCGCAAUUCCUUGAUACCAAAUCGUUCAAGUGUGUGUUGAAGCUCUACUCCCUUUUCCAACAUCGUUUCAGACCAGCUGUUGUGGUGGAGCUGGAUGUGGUGGACUAUGAGGACUCGAGGCAAAAGGCGAUUGCCAAAAACCGGGAGGACUCGUUGGAUCUAGGAGACGCUAUCUUCGCUAGGUUGUUCUUGGGGAUGCUACAUAAAGAUUUUGGCGAGGAGCAUGGCGAGUGA